Erpetoichthys calabaricus (reedfish) is the source of this 1464-nucleotide messenger RNA. RefSeq names its product apoptosis-enhancing nuclease-like. NCBI's taxonomy places the organism in Eukaryota, Metazoa, Chordata, Cladistia, Polypteriformes, Polypteridae. The record is from RefSeq and is a predicted model, not a curated record. Gene Ontology annotation, molecular function: nucleic acid binding; exonuclease activity. The coding region runs from base 100 to 1179 and encodes 359 amino acids. Gene Ontology annotation, cellular component: nucleus. The transcript has 4 exons.
AAGCCAAUCAACUUCAGUACUAAGCAUGCCCGGGCAGAUCACAGCUGAUGGGCCACGUGUGGAUAAAGAGAAACAGCACUCUGUGUUACUACGAUUUGUAUGCAAGAGAUGCCGACUGCAAUCACGAUGAAACCACUGCCAGCUUUAGUCACAGUUGUCCACCAACGGGAUACCUUGGUCCCAUUUCACAAAGACCGAAGUGCCUCCAGUGGUAUGCCGUGCUUCCAGUCUUCAGUUGGUUUACCAGAAUGUCCCAAAGGAGUUAUGAAGCAGAAGAAGAGAUUUCAAAAGAGACAGCGCAUUAUGAAGCGCAAAGCAUUUUUAGAAAAAGUUGGUAUUUUAAAAGGCAGAGGGAAUACUGACCAGCUGAAUGGUGUAAAGAAAAAUUCAACAGAGUGUCUCCCUGGCAAUUUUGUUAAACCGGUGCCAGAAGAAAUGGCACAAAAUGGGAACAUUUUGACAACAUCAUCUAGACUCUGGGAGAGUAACACUGGAUUUUCUGCAGGGGUUCUACCUUCCAGUUACCCCAAUACACCUUGCCCUUUUCUGAUGCCCAGUAAGUUGGUCGCAGUUGACUGUGAAAUGGUUGGUACAGGGCCAAGAGGGUGCUGCAGUGAGCUGGCUCGAUGUAGCAUUGUUAGUUAUAAUGGAACUGUCUUGUAUGACAAAUAUAUCAAGCCUAAACAGCCAGUUGUGGAUUAUCGUACCCCCUGGAGUGGCAUAUGGAGUCAUCACUUGCAAAACGCCAUUCCUUUCAAUGAAGCAAAAAAUGAGGUCCUGCAAAUAUUAAUGGGAAAAGUGGUGGUUGGACAUGCUCUGCAUAAUGAUUUUAGAGUAUUGGGUUACUUUCAUCCAACGCAUCUAAUAAGGGACACCAGCAAGCAGAAGAUUCUUCUACUGAAAGCCGGGUUCCCUGCAAAGCAAUCUGUAUCACUAAGGAAACUAGCAAAGGAAUUGCUACAUCAAAAUAUCCAGUGUGGUAGUAGUGGUCAUUGCUCUGUACAGGAUGCCAGAGCAGCCAUGGAACUCUACAAACUUGUAGAAGCCCAGUGGGAGGCAGACGUUCAGUUGAAAGUGGCAAUGGGUGCACAUGAACUUUCAAUUGACCAUAAUGAAUCAUCCAGCCAUUACAUGGAUGACAAGUACUGGCCAGAAGACUUGCAUAAAGACAGCAUUUAAAGUCCGGGGUCAUUGCUGUUGGAAGGUUGUUGAUUUGGAGAAAUGUCCUUACCUUCUGCCUAUUGAGGCUUUUCAGUUUUAGGCAAAAGUUUGCCUAACUACACUAUACCAUUUGCUUUUGAAGCACCUGGAACCAAGCUAAACUUUUAUAUUGCAACAUACAUUCAUGUGUUGAAUUUUACUAGAAUACCAUGUGUCUCUUGGGUGAAUUUUGCAAUUUCAUUAAUAGUGUUUAAAAAAAAAAAAAAAAAAAAGGAUACAAAGAUGUUUUUGCUAAUACUUUCC